CUGGUCUUGGCGAUAGGCGCAGAGGUUGCUGGGAAGCAGCAGGCACAAUGGCGUCUGUGUGAUUUUCGGCGGCGGCGGCGGCGGCGGCGGCAGCGUCGGCCCUCGGUCCAGCCUUGAAGAUGACAACAGCAGCCAGACCAACUUUUGAACCUGCAAGAGGUGGGAGAGGAAAAGGAGAAGGUGACUUGAGCCAGCUCUCCAAGCAGUAUUCCAGCAGAGACUUACCUUCUCACACCAAGAUCAAAUAUAGGCAAGCUACUCAGGAUGCCCCUGAGGAGGUCCGUAACCGAGACUUCAGGAGAGAAUUGGAAGAGAGAGAGCGAGCUGCUGCAAGAGAGAAAAACAGAGAUCGGCCAACCCGAGAGCACACAACUUCCUCCUCAGUCUCCAAGAAGCCUCGCCUAGACCAGAUCCCUGCCGCCAACCUCGAUGCGGACGACCCUCUCACGGACGAGGAAGAUGAAGAUUUUGAAGAGGAGAGUGAUGAUGACACAGCAGAUCUUCUUGCAGAACUAGAAAAAAUUAAAAAAGAAAGAGCUGAAGAGCAGGCCAGGAAGGAACAAGAACAAAAAGCUGAAGAAGAGAGGAUCCGUAUGGAAAACAUUCUGAGUGGAAACCCUCUGCUUAAUCUUACCGGCCCCUCCCAGCCUCAGGCCAACUUCAAAGUUAAAAGAAGGUGGGACGAUGAUGUUGUCUUCAAGAACUGUGCAAAAGGUGUAGAUGAUCAGAAGAAAGACAAAAGAUUUGUAAAUGAUACACUGCGAUCGGAAUUUCACAAGAAGUUUAUGGAGAAGUAUAUUAAGUAGUACAGUUUUAUGUGCUUAAUUAAAGGACUGAAAUAUUGUGGAUUGUCUUGGCUUUGGUUAGUUUCUUCCACCUACCCCUUUCUUGUCAUCUAAAUCAUACACAUUUAUAUAUAUUGGCUUUCCUAAUUUUAAAUUCCAAAAUAACUUCUUUAUUCAUACCUUGUUUUAUAUUGGAUUUGGAAUUAGUCUUAACCCAGAUUCCAUUCACAAUGUUCCCAAUUAUGCUUUCUUUUUAAUAUGGAACAAAGAUCUCUGCUUGUAAUAAAUAUUUUUAAUCUCAGUAACCGAAUUUGCAUUUCAAAUUGUUACAAUUUAUUCAGCUUAUAAAAUAUUGCAUAAUUUCUUUUUAAAAGCAAAA
Messenger RNA from Ochotona curzoniae (black-lipped pika), 1164 nucleotides. RefSeq names its product CWC15 spliceosome associated protein homolog (gene CWC15). Gene Ontology annotation, biological process: mRNA cis splicing, via spliceosome. The record is from RefSeq and is a predicted model, not a curated record. The transcript has 7 exons. Gene Ontology annotation, cellular component: catalytic step 2 spliceosome. Lineage: Eukaryota; Metazoa; Chordata; Mammalia; Lagomorpha; Ochotonidae. Bases 120 to 806 code for a protein of 228 amino acids. Gene Ontology annotation, molecular function: RNA binding.